Molecule: messenger RNA, 3120 nt
Organism: Dichotomopilus funicola
Lineage: Eukaryota; Fungi; Ascomycota; Sordariomycetes; Sordariales; Chaetomiaceae
Exons: 2
Coding region: 1-3120 (1039 amino acids)
Source: RefSeq, a predicted model, not a curated record
AUGCCGCCCACCUCCGCGGCCCUGGGCCAGGCCGUGACGCCAGGCCAUGCACCAGGCCAUGCGCCAGGCCAUGCAGCAGGCGGCGAGUCUGUAUCAGCGACCGGUUCGAGCUCUGGUAUCCCCUACACCAUCCUGCCCUCAUCUGAAGGAGGUCUGCUCGACGCGUACAACAACGCACAUAGGGACGGCCGAAUUCGCAAUCCUGUACCUAGCAAGCUUAAGGGUAAGACGGAUGGCUCCAAAGGCAACUUUGCCGUCAUGCAAAUAGACGUUACGGGCAAGCUGGAAGCCACGGACCGCGAUGCCCAAGCGAAGCGAACGAGCGAGAGCACCGAACUGGCCGCCAAACGUGCUUUUGAGAACGGCUAUGUCUCUCUCCGGAAAAGUCGAUUUGUACAUAUUGCAGAUGAGCCACCGGGUGGGCCUUUGGCCACAGGAUCCUCAACGGCCACGCCCGGUCUACCACAAGCUCCACGCAGUGCGCCGUUAGAUCCGGGGGAGACCAAAACAGAACAGGCCCGCCUCCUAACGCUGUUACGGAGCCUGCAUCCCGUUCUGGUCGUGGACCAGAUAUGCAAGGCGUUGGCGUUCUUUGGCGGGAUUCCCGGAGCGCCGCCGCCGGCGGUUGGCAGCUUCCCGGAAAGCGCUGAGGCAAACGGAUCUGGGAGUCUUUUUGUCGGUUGGAUUGCGGAAAUAUUUCCUAGGGUCGGUGGUAAUACAGAGGCCCCACCGCCGAAUCCAGGACAUCAACCGGACAAUGCACAGCCCGUAAAGAGGAAGCGAGGUCGGCCGAAGGGUAGUAAGGCUACAAAGGCACGGAAGGAUAAGGGCAUAAAAAAGGGGCCGAACAAGCACUCGGCAUUAGGAACUCAGGCUCGGUUACCCGGUGCUGGGGAGGAGAGUUGGGUGGACAUCGAUGAUGACGAUGGGGAAGCCCCUAACGGCGUUGGAACAACCACUCCGCGAUCUCAACUUCCGAAUAUGACACCUGUGACGCCUGUUCCACCGCCAAGCGCGACCAGGACAGCGUUACCGGGAGGCCCCUCGAGUGAGGGCCCCAGCACGAAGAAGAGAGGACGCCCAAAAGGUUCGAAAAACCGCCCAAAGGCCCGGAGCACGAACGCCGCACAAGGUAGCAGGGAGUCAAUGUCACAAGUAGAAGCAGCGCCGCACUCUUCUCACGAGUCAGAGCCCCCUUUAGAAGUACCCCAAAGGCAGUACAUUGACCAUACGCCCCAAGUGACGCUGGAACUCACGGGACCACAAACCUUCACCGCGGUGAACUCAGCGUCGCCGGUACUGUCAAGGAAACGGCCGGGGAAACCGGGGACGCCAGGACUAAGACAAGGAAACCAGACUUCGGUACCAGCAGGGCAUGAUGGAGGACCUGGCGGGUUUGUUGCAGGAGGGUUAACGGCCCAUGCGGAAAACCAAACAGCGAGUCACGAGGCACCACACAGUAUUCAAGUCCCACGGGCUCAGACUUUGGCGACGUCGGUUUCUCCGACACCCGAUUCAACGCCGUCCAAGACAUCCAAAGCCGUGGGGCAGAAAAGGAAACGGCGGGCCGGGCCCAAUACCGACGCUACUCAAAGCGCCUCCAUUGGCACUAGGAACGACUUAGGGCCUGUGUCGGGGGGGGGUGAUCAUGCAAUCUCUGCCUUACAGGCCAAUACGGGCCAGCCUUUGAUAGCGAACGCUAUUGACCCGCCGCCCAAACGGUCACGAAAGACGAAAGAAGCUAAGGGAGCAGCGAAGAGGAGGGAUGGGGCGGCCACGCAGCCGAUCAUGAGAAAGGUUCCUCGAGGUUCGGGUGAUUUUACCCUUUCGCAGAACACAGCGCCAGAUUCGAGUCCGGAGCUGAGCUCUGGGCUCACAGCACAGACCUCUCACGAGCUUGAGCCAGGCCUGACAGCGGCGACGUCGGAGGAACCCCAUCAAGGGCAGUUUGAGGCCCGGUCUCCCACAAUGGAAAGCUUUGAAGCGCAACUUCAGGCCCAGUUCGGCCGGGGGAGCGAGGUUGGAUCCCAGACACUGAAUUCUGAAGGCGCUGCCACCCCGAGUUCGGUACAGGUGAUGGGGAGUAGCCUACCACAACAGUCGCAGCAGCAUCACCGCCGCCAACAAGCGUUCUCGCAACCACCCCAGGAGCAGCAUAAUGACCCAGCUGAUCAUGGUCGGCUCCGAACCUCGCAAUCUCAAUCACUUCAAUCACAAGCAGGCCGCAGCUUGCCAGUUUCGCAGCAGGAGGCUGGAUCGUCACAAGCCCAUCCCGGCCAAUACCGUGCACCGAGCAUCCAAUUCCAGCAGCAAAAACAGCCAAGCUAUGUGUCUUCACAGGGCGAUCAACCCCACCCCCAGCAGCCCCAGCAGCACCGGUUCGCAGAGAAUUCUCAGGACAGCCAGGUCCCAUCUCCCGCGCAGUUCUCCGCUCCUACACCACAACAGCAGCAGCCACAGCAGCAGCCACAGCAGCAGCCACAGCAGCAGCCACAACAGCAACCGCAGCAGCAACCACAGCACCAGCACCAGCAACAACAACACCAAGGCCAACAAAACCUCACGCAGCAACAGCGUUACCAGCACCAAUUGACGCCCGCAUCCUCGACAGGGACUCCUUCCUAUACUACCCAAUCGCCACAGUUUGGCGCGUCGACAAGCAACGGCUUUAAUACCACCGAUGGAGGUUAUCGCCCCGGGACUUCGUUAAGCAACCCUUCGUACAAUCAACGGAGCCAAUCGAAUUCCGCCCCGUUCCGACCUACAAACACCCACGGGAUCCCGCAACAGUCACCACCUUUUGCCUCCGGAAAUGCCGGUCUACAACGACGUUCGACAGGGAGCGCGACUCAACCGGGUUCGCAGGGCAUGCAAACUAUGAACGUGCAGGCCUUUACUGGGAACACGGCAGCAGAAUGGGGACUUUUUGACGCGAGCCAGUUGGACUCGCCCGCGCAGCCAGAGGCGAUAGGAUUGGGGACUUCCAACUUUCAUAUAGGCGCAACCAGCGUUCGACCCACCUCUAAUGCCGGGUCUGCCUUUGCUACAGCAGGGCUAGCAUCCUUUGACCCCGCCGGCUUGGAGAACAGUGAGCGGUACUACGGAGUCGGACGGAGAUGA